This is a messenger RNA of Striga hermonthica, 852 nucleotides long. The record is from the annotation of a GenBank genome assembly. Lineage: Eukaryota; Viridiplantae; Streptophyta; Magnoliopsida; Lamiales; Orobanchaceae.
GCAGUGAGCAAGUGGGAUACCCCAAAAAGUGUCGCGGAUGUCGUAGUUUCCUGGGGUUAGCAGGAUACUACAGGAGGUUUAUCGAGGGCUUCUCGAAGAUAGCCCAGCCACUGACCAACCUUACGAAGAAGGCCGUGAGGUUCGAUUGGAGUCCUAAGUGCGAGGAGAGUUUCCAGGAGUUGAAGAGGAGACUCACUACCACGCCUGUCCUAUCCAUACCCGACCGUACUUUGGAGUUCACCAUCUAUAGUGAUGCUUCGAAGAUGGGUUUGGGAUGUGUCCUUAUGCAGCAGGGGAAGCUCGUAGCCUAUGCUUCGAGGCAGCUGAAGCCUCACGAGCAGAACUACCCCACUCAUGAUCUUGAGUUAGCUGCAGCUGUCCACGCCUUGAAAAUUUGGCGGCACUACCUCUAUGGAGGCAAGUGUGAGAUCUUUACCGAACACAAGAGCCUAAAGUACAUUAUCACUCAGAAGGAGCUGAACAUGAGGCAACGUAGGUGGUUGGAGUUCGUCAAGGACUACGACUGCACCAUUAGCUAUCACCCUGGGAAAGCUAAUGUAACAGCCGAUGCCCUUAGUCGGAGGAGUUAUGGCCAGUUGUCUUUCCUAUUCACCGGGCAUGAUGUUCUUCUUCGGGAGUUCGAGCGAUUACAGCUAGAGGCAGUGGAGUCGACUUCGACAGCCGGGGGUGUGUUGGACUCUUUGGUUGUGGGACUGACUCUUCGAGAGAGGAUAGUCUCCGAGCAACCGAAUGACCGUUUCUUAUGCCGAAUGAGGGAGUUUUCAGAAGCCGGUAGAAUUGGAGGAUUCACAGUCGCUUCUGAUGGGGCCUUGGUCUUCGUGGGUAGACUUU